CUUCUUUCCUCUUGUGCACCAUAAUCGACUCACACCACGGUUUCUGGCUUACGCAUCCGGCCGGACGUCUUGCAAGCCGAAAUGGACCCUGCUCAGCAGUCGAAGAAAAAGGUUCCAUAUAAGCGGAGGAUGACAGAGAAACGGCGUAAUCAGAACCGAGCUGCCCAAAAGACAUACCGAGAGAAGCGCAAAGAAAGAUUAGAGCAAUUGGAACGUCAAAUCACGGCCUUGCAGAACAACGACAGGGAUCGUAGGCCAGAUGGAACUGGUGCAGACAACGUCCCUGAAACAACAUCUGGAGACGUUAUCGAAGACUUGAGUGACAUCGACCUUGAGUUCCUGGAAGAUGACCAGUCGGUUCCUGCACCCGAAUCGUCAUUCGCAGAUCUCAAGCAUCUGCUCAGAGGCGACGACGCGCCGGAUCUCGACGAAUUAGUACAGUUCGCACUGGAGGAAAGGCCUGACUUGAGCAAGAUUCUGAUUGCAGGUCUCAGAUUGCUCAAAAUAGAAAAAGAAACGACUAUGACAAUAGAUAAGAAAAGACGACCUGUUACAUGGGCCACGGGAAACUGGUCUACUCUAACGAGCAACAGUCCCCCCUCGGUUAUAUAUCCCCUUCCAGAUCCCUCGAUAGAUGGUAUCUUUCUUAGCCGUCAAUCGCAAAUCGAAGUCGUGUUCUACAACUGCAUGAAGAUUGGGUUGUCAAUCGAGGAACUGAUGAAACCGAACUGUCAGUCGCCGUGGUACUCGCCAACAGCAUUGAUGCCCUCUUCUGCCCUUACAUUGGAGCGCGUACCUCCUGAUCUAAUUCCAACACCUGCUCAAAUACGCUACCCCCAUCACCCCUUCAUAGAUACCAUACCGUUCCCAUGGUUUCGCGAGCGCGCCAUUACGCUGGCAUCCAUGGAUCCACCUGCUUACAAUCGCUCGGAACUCAAGAAGGAUAUUCUGCGCGGUGGAUUGAUAGUGUGGAGGUCUCGCGGGAAGGAAGAGGGUUUACCAUGGGAUCGGAGGAGCUGGGAAGUACAGCAUUGGUUUUGGGAGAAAUGGUCAUGGUUGAUUGAAGAGCAAGGACGAGUGGAGCAGCAAUCAAAGUGGUGGCAAUCUAUGAGAGGGAAGUGAGCGGCAUUAACUUCUAGACUGCUGCUACACUAAGCCAGCCGGUGGAUGUCGCUCACUUGAGAAAGGUUCUUAUCUCCCGAGCUGUGAGCCAACGCCAUGACGUAGAAACAAUUGACGAG
Molecule: messenger RNA, 1241 nt
Organism: Paraphaeosphaeria sporulosa
Lineage: Eukaryota; Fungi; Ascomycota; Dothideomycetes; Pleosporales; Didymosphaeriaceae
Exons: 2
Coding region: 82-1122 (346 amino acids)
Biological process (GO): regulation of DNA-templated transcription
Molecular function (GO): DNA-binding transcription factor activity
Source: RefSeq, a predicted model, not a curated record